Molecule: messenger RNA, 2038 nt
Organism: Dreissena polymorpha
Lineage: Eukaryota; Metazoa; Mollusca; Bivalvia; Myida; Dreissenidae
Product: tigger transposable element-derived protein 6-like
Exons: 1
Coding region: 398-2038 (546 amino acids)
Cellular component (GO): nucleus
Molecular function (GO): DNA binding
Source: RefSeq, a predicted model, not a curated record
UCUUCUCUAUUUCAAUGGUCGUUACACUCACUAAUCCGACCAACCCGCUAAUCCGCUAUUACGACCAAUUUAAUUAGUACCAAUAAUCGAUAUUGUUCUUAAUUGACACCCGCCAAAGGACCAGUAAUUUUCACACCUUACUUAAUCUGGUGUUGUGGUACUUUCGGGCUUGUGUACGAAGCCAUUGUGACCCAAUUAACCUCAAUUAACGACAACGGUUUUUGGCAUCGAUUUGCGACACAGGUGUUAGAUUUUCGGCACUUGUAAUUAUUUUUAACCCUUGAUUGACAAUUAGCUAUUAUUAUCGAGUCUUUGAUGGGUAAAUUGGUAGUUGUUUGGUACAUACUUUAAAGAUUAAAUACGGCGAAUAAUUUAACAGUUAGGAUAUUUGAGUAACAUGAUUCUGUUCGUGAUGGAUAUAAAAACCGACCUUUAUACCAUAUCGUUAUUCAAAAUGGAUAAGCGUAAACGGAAAGAGUUGUCUUUAAAAGAAAAAAUUGAUUUGAUCAAAGCGAGUGAUGGGAGAUCUCAACGGCAGUUGGCCGAUUUAUUCGGCAUUGGAAAGACUCAGGUUCAAACUAUCCUAAAAAGAAAAGCUGAAUUUUUAGACGGCUAUGAACAGAACCAAGGCAACGAGAGAAAAAGGCUGUGUACCAGAUCACCGGUUGAUAACAUAAACACUCUCAUGUGGGAGUGGUUUAAGACAGCCAGGUCACAGGGUAUUCCACUCUCCGGUCCCAUGCUUCAAGAAAAAGCCUUGUUCUAUGCGUCAGAACUGGGGGUAACAGACUUCAAGGCAUCCAAUGGGUGGCUUGGCCGUUUUCGCGAGAGACAUAACAUUAACUUCGCGGCAGUGUGUGGUGAAAGUAACAGUGUGAAUCAGGUGACUGUGGAUGACUGGGUGGAACGACUUCCAACCAUACUUGCUGGUUACGAUCUCUGUGAUGUGUUCAACAUGGACGAAACAGGGUUAUUCUUUAGAGCCCUCCCAGACAAAUCUCUCUCCAUCAAAGGUGAAGAUUGUAAAGGUGGAAAGCGUUCCAAAGAGAGACUUACAGUGGCUCUAUGUUGUAACGCUGUUGGUGAUUUUGAAAAGCCGCUUAUGAUUGGUAAGGCGGCAACCCCUAGGUGUUUCAGAAACACCGACGUAUCACGACUUCCAGUGAUGUGGCGUCACAACAAGAAGGCGUGGAUGACAAGAGCCCUCUUUACAGAGUGGGUUCAGCUCUUCAACCAACGAAUGCGCCGGGCCAGGAGAAAUGUCCUUCUCCUCCUGGAUAACGCGCCGUCACAUCCUCCAGACCUACAACUUACCAACGUCAAAAUUGUGUUCCUUCCAGCGAACACAACAUCCAAGCUUCAACCUCUAGACCAGGGUAUCAUCCAAAACAUGAAGCAGUUGUACCGAAAAAGACUUCUCCGUUCAGUGCUAUCGAAGAUUGACAAAGAAAGCAUGAGUGCUGUGGAGUUGUCUAAGUGCGUGUCUGUGCUUGAUGCUGUGCAAUGGGUUCACUCAUCAGUCAAUGAAAUCAAAAGAGAAACCGUCUCUGGUUGUUUCAAGAAGUCUGGUGUUCACUUUGACGACAGUGACAACCUUCCCCUCUCUGAGCUAUCCGACAACAUGUCUCUCUCAGAAUUGAGGGACAUGCUACGAACAGCCCAGACAGAUUUGAAACUUGAAAACGCAAUGUCCGCAGAGGAGUUUGAGGCCAUUGACAGCAACAUCCCUGUUCAUUCAGACCUGAGUGAAAAUUGGGAGAAAGAACUUAUGGAAACUGUGUUGAAGCCUGUGAGUGUGACUGAUCCCCAGAUUGUUCAAGAAGAAAAAGAAGAACUACAGCCCGAGCAAACUGAACUGAAAAUUAAUUCCUAUCAUGAUGCUCUGCAUUGGUUAGCACAAUUAAGACUUUUCUGUUACAGCAAAGAUAUGGCAACUGAAGCAUUUGAAUGUGGUAGACUGCAGGAAAGUCUAGAAAAUCAGGCUGUGAAAGUAAAAAGCUCUGCUAAGCAGACGAGAAUCGACUCAUUCUUCAAAUAA